AUUUUUACCCCGGUUUGGUCCUUCCGUUCAAAACUGUGUGACGUGGCCUGUUACUUCACUGUUAUCAGAUGACAUGUCAUAUAGCAAUCCACGUGGAAGACCAAAAAGCCUGGGUUCCUUGGAACCCACCCAGGCGCUGGGUUUGGUGGAACCCAGCACGCUUGGGUUCGGUUCCUUGCGAACCCAGGCGCCGGGUUCGCAAGGAACCCAAGCGUGCUGGGUUCGCGUCUGGUGUUGGGUUUGCUGGGUUCGCUGGGUUCGGGUCUGGUGCUGGGUUCGCUGGGUUUGGGUCUGGUGCUGGGUUCGCUGGGUUCGUGUCUGGUGCUGGGUUCGUUGGGUUCGUGUCUGGUGCUGGGUUCGCUGGGUUCAUGUCUGGUGCUGGGUUCGCUGGGUUCGCAUCUGGUGCUGGGUUCGCUGGGUUCGCGUCUGGUGCUGGGCUCGCGUUUGGGUUCGCACCGAACCUAGCAUGCCUGGGUUUGGUGGAACCCAGCACGCUUGGGUUCGUUCCUUGCGAACCCAGGCUUCCACACUUGGGUUCGGUUCCUUGCGAACCCAGGCGCUGGGUUCGCAAGGAACCCAAGCGUGCUGGGUUCGCGUUUGGGUUCCUACAAACCCAGCACACUUGGAUGAAGAAGGCAUUACUGCAGGUGUUAGGUGUUGGGUUCGAUGUUGGGUUCGAUGUUGGGUUCGGUUUGUCAAUUUUGAAUGCUAGGUUUUUGCAGGUGUUGGGUUCAUUUGCAGGUGCUGGGUUCAUUUGCAGGUGCUGGGUUCAUUUGCAGGUGCUGGGUUCGAAAUCGAACCCAGCAAGUGUUGGGUUUGAGCAGCUGCUGCGAAAUCGAACCCAGCAAGUGUUGGGUUUGAGCAGCUGCUGAGUUCCUGCAAGUGAGGCUCUGGGUUUCGUUUCGAACCCAGCAGUUGUUGGGUCAAAUAUCUAUUGAGUUUAAUCUGUUGUGUUAUCCUUGAAUUUAAUAUUAUGAAUUAGGGUUUGCAGAAGGUUAAAGGAAAGGGAGAGGAAGAAGAAAGGGAAAAAGGAAAAACAAACAAAGAAAAAAAAAAAAGAAUAAGAAAUUUUUAAAGAUUUU
This is a messenger RNA of Rubroshorea leprosula, 1082 nucleotides long. The record is from the annotation of a GenBank genome assembly. NCBI's taxonomy places the organism in Eukaryota, Viridiplantae, Streptophyta, Magnoliopsida, Malvales, Dipterocarpaceae.